AUCAGCCAUGAGAGUGAUUGUGCUUGCCCUGACCUUGGCCUUCGUGGCUGCUCAGCCCCAUAACUAUGCUCCUGAUUUUGCUGCCGGUGAGACUUAUGUCUACAAAUAUGAGGCACUGCUCCUGGGCGGUCUUCCGGAUCAAGGUUUGGCAAGAGCCGGACUCAAAAUCAGCAGCAAAGUUCUCAUCAGUGCAACAGGUCAAAAUACAUUCAUGCUGAAGCUUGCUGAACCAGAGAUCGCUGAGUUCAGUGGUGUCUGGCCCAAGGAUCCUUUAGUCCCAGCACCAAAGGUGAUCGCAGCCCUGGCCGCUCAGCUCUCGACUCCCGUCAAGUUUGAGUAUGCCAAUGGUGUUGUUGGAAAAAUCUUUGCCCCUGAGGGAAUCUCAACAAUGGUGCUGAACGUCUACAGAGGUAUCCUGAAUGUUCUUCAGCUCAACAUCAAGAGGACACAGAAUGUCUAUGAGAUGCAGGAGGCUGGAGCUCAGGGUGUGUGCAAGACCCUUUAUGCCAUCAGUGAAGACGAAAGGGCUGAACGCAUCCAUUUGACUAAGACCAGGGAUCUGAACCACUGUCAGGAGAGGGUGAUGAUGGAUAUAGGAUUGGCAUACACUGAGAAAUGUGUAAAGUGUCAGCAGGAUUCAAAGAACCUGAGAGGAGCUACAGCAUACAAUUAUGUCUUGAAGCCAGUUGCUAACGGCAUCCUGAUCCUGGAGGCAACAGUCAAUGAAGUGAUCCAGUUCUCACCUUUCACUGAAAUGAAUGGAGCUGCUCAGAUGGAGACAAAGCAAUCCUUGGUCUUCCUUGAGACUCAGAGAGCCCCUAUUGUACCCAUCGCGGUUCAGUAUCUUCACCGUGGAUCUCUCAAGUACGAGUUCUCCAAUGAGCUUCUUCAGACACCCAUUCAGCUCAUCAAGAUCACCAACGUCAAGGCUCAGAUUGUGGAGGCUCUGAAUCAUCUGGUUGCCCACAACGUUGAGAGAGUCCAUGAAGAUGCACCUCUGAAGUUUUUGGAACUCAUUCAGCUCCUCCGUAAUGCACGUUUUGAAGACCUGGAAAUGCUCUGGAGCCAAUACAGAACCAAACCUGCCUACAGACAGUGGAUCCUGGAUGCAAUCCCUGCCACUGGAACUCCUUCCGCUCUGAGAUUCAUCAAGGAGAAAUACAUGAUUGGUGACUUGUCUGUUGCUGAAACUGCUCAGGCUUUGAUUGCAUCUGUUCACAUGGUGACAGCAAACACUGAGGCCAUCAAGAUCAUCCAGGCAAUGGCAGUCAACAACAAGAUAGUGCAAAACCCAAUUCUGCGUGAGAUCGUCCUCCUUGGAUAUGGUACCAUGAUUGCAAAACACUGUGUUGAGAUGGCUGUCUGCCCUGCUGAACUUAUUAAGCCCAUCCAAGAGCUCCUUGCAGAGGCUGUUGCUAAAGAUGAGAUCAAGGACAUCAUCCUGCUCAUGAAGGUUUUGGGAAACGCUGCCCAUCCUACUAGCCUUAAGCCCAUCACAAAGGUCCUGCCCAUUCAUGGCACUGCAGCUGCAUCUCUGCCCAUGAGAGUCCACGCUGAUGCCAUCCUGGCCCUGAGGAACAUUGCAAAGAAGGAGCCUAGAGCGGUUCAAGAAUUGGCCAUUCAGCUUUACAUGGACAAGGCUCUUCACCCAGAGCUUCGUAUGCUUGCAUGCAUUGUGCUGUUUGAGACAAGGCCUCCAAUGGGUUUGGUGACAACUCUUGCCAAUAUUGUGAAGACAGAACAGAAUAUGCAGGUAGCAAGCUUCACUUAUUCUCACAUGAAGUCCCUGACGAGGAGCACUAUCCAUGCCACAGUUACUGCAGCUUGCAACGUCGCCAUAAAGCUCUUGAGCCCAAGGCUAGACAGAAUGAGCCUACGUUUCAGCAAAUCCAUCUACAUGGAUGUCUAUAACAAUCCCUUAAUGCUCGGUGCUGCUGCCAGUGCUUUCUACAUCAAUGAUGCUGCCACCAUUCUGCCCAGAUCCUUGAUGGCUAAAACCACUGCCUACCUUGCUGGAGCUGCUGCUGAUAUUCUGGAGGUUAGAGUUAGAACUGAGGGACUCCAGGAGGUUCUUCUGAAAAACCCUGAACUCGUUGACAAUGUUGACAGGAUCACCAAGAUGAAGCGUGUUAUUAAGGCUCUUGCUCAGUGGAAGGCUCAGCCCAACAGUGCACCUCUGGCAUCCGUCUAUGUCAAAUUCUUCGGACAAGAAAUUGCCUUCGCCGACAUCGACAAAGUUUUGAUUGAUCAGGCCAUUGCGCUUGCCACUGCACCCUCUAUGAAGGAAAUGGGUAUGAACGCUCUCAAGGCUCUGCUGGCUGGUAUUUCCAUGAACUUCGCUAAGCCCUUGCUUGUCAAUGAAGUGAGGCGUAUCCUGCCAACUGCUGCAGGUCUUCCAAUGGAGCUCAGUCUUUACACCGCUGUCGUGGCUGCUGCAUCUGUUCAAGUCAAGGCCAUCACAACACCAACUCUGCCAGAAAACUUCCAUCUUGCUCACCUUCUGAAAACUGACAUACAGCUUGAGACUGAGAUCAAACCAAGCAUUGCUUUGAACACAUUUGCUGUGAUGGGAAUAAACGCCCUCUUACUCCAGGCUAAUGUGAUGUCAAGAGCUAAACUCAACUCCAUUCUCCCAGCCAAAAUCACCGCAAGACUCGACCUCACCGAGGGCCACUUUAAGAUUGAAGCUCUGCCCGUUUCUGUGCCUGAAAACAUUGCAACUCUUCAAGUUGAGGCUUUAGCUGUGUCAAGAAAUAUGGAGGAUCUUACUGCUGAAAGAAUCACCCCCAUCAUCCCUGCCAAACUCGUGCAGCCCUUUUCUAAGCUUGUUUCAUCUGCUUCUGCUAGUUUGUCAAAGUCUUCAGAGAUCCUUAGCCAGGAGGUUGAAGCCCCCAUCAUUACACCCAAAGCAGUGCAGUUUGAGAAGAAGUAUUGUGUUAAAGCUGUUGCCCUUGGACUGAAGGGAUGUUUGAGGGUUGCCACUGAGAAUGCCGCUUCCCUCCAGGCUGCUAUUUUGUACAAACUGGUUGGAAAGCACUCUGCUGCUCUCUCCUUAAAACCAAUUGAAGGAGAGGCCAUUGAGCGACUGGAACUUAAGGUUCAGAUUGGACCAAAGGCUGCAGACAUACUUGUUAAACAGAUCAACCUGAGCGAAGACAUUAUUGAAGAACAACCACUUAUGAUGAAGCUGAAGAAACUCCUGGUCCCUGAUCAGAAGGUCAAAUCAUCUUCCUCUUCUAGCUCCAGCAGCUCUCGCUCAAGCCAUAGCUCCAGCAGCUCUCGCUCAAGCCCUAGCUCCAGCUCCAGUUCCAGCUCCAGCUCCUCCUCUCGUGUUGCCAGCAAGGCCCUUGAUGCAGCUGAUCCAGCCAAAAGACUUCGCAGCAGCAGCAGCAGCAGCAGGGCCUCCAGAUCUGUGAGCAAAACCAGCUCGGCAUCUAGCCUUGCAUCACUCUUUAGUGCUAGCUCAAGCUCCUCCAGCUCCAGUGCUCGUCUCUCAAAGCGACUGAUUGCUCGCAAGUUCCAGAAGAACCACAAGUUGCAGACUCUCACCUCUCAAGCAUCUGCCGUUUCCACAAGCAGAAGUAGUGCCUCAAGCUUUGAGGCCAUCACCACACAGAACAAAUUCCUUGCCAAACAUCUUGCUCCUAUCUUUGCAAUCAUCGCCCGUGUCAUCAAAGUUGACAAGAGGGAGAUUGGAUACGAACUGGCAGGCUACUUGGACAGACCUACCUCCAGACUUCAGAUUGUUCUGGCUGCCUUGGCUGCCGAUGACAACUGGAAGCUCUGUGCUGAUGGAGUUCUUCUUAGCAAACACAAAGCCACAGCUCAAAUCGCCUGGGGAGCAGAAUGCAAGCAGUACGACACAAUGAUCACAGCCGAGACAGGUCUUCUUGGAAAAAGCCCUGCAGCUCGCCUCAGAGCGACCUGGAAAGACCUGCCUUCUGCCCUUAAACGCUAUGCAAAGAAGGUUUAUGACUACAUUCCUGCACUAGCUGGCGUGAUCAAAGGAAAGGAUGAAACGAGCGUCAAUCAGCUAUCCUUAACAGUGGUUGCCACAUCUGCCAAAAUCAUUGAACUCAUUUGGAAAGCACCAACAGUAAGAAUAAUUCUGAU
Molecule: messenger RNA, 4113 nt
Organism: Notothenia coriiceps (black rockcod)
Lineage: Eukaryota; Metazoa; Chordata; Actinopteri; Perciformes; Nototheniidae
Product: vitellogenin-1-like
Exons: 27
Biological process (GO): response to estradiol; cellular response to estrogen stimulus; lipid transport
Molecular function (GO): lipid carrier activity
Source: RefSeq, a predicted model, not a curated record